Exophiala viscosa is the source of this 1029-nucleotide messenger RNA. RefSeq names its product alcohol dehydrogenase. Gene Ontology annotation, molecular function: oxidoreductase activity. The transcript has a single exon. Bases 1 to 1029 code for a protein of 342 amino acids. Lineage: Eukaryota; Fungi; Ascomycota; Eurotiomycetes; Chaetothyriales; Herpotrichiellaceae. Gene Ontology annotation, cellular component: mitochondrion. The record is from RefSeq and is a predicted model, not a curated record.
AUGUCUAACAACACCACCACCGUCAAAUCCUGGGUCUAUACGACACCGACCUUCCCAGAUACACUUACUCUUUCUUCAACAAAGGUGCCAUCAACUCCCACUCCAGGCCAUCUUCUCGUUCAAAUCCAUGCUGCAGCACUAAAUCCAGUCGACAUUCAGCUCAUGAACGUCCCACUGAAUUCAUUACCUUAUCUAAAUGGACCCAAAAUUCCUGGCCGAGACUUCGCCGGGACAGUAUUGGCCACUGGGUCAGACACGAAAUUUUCCAAGGGCGAUGAAGUCAUGGGCAUCUCUAUGGCCCUCAAUGGUUCAGGGUCACUGACCGAGGCCGCCGACAUUGAUGUCAACAACCAAGCAUGCAUUAUCAAGAAGCCUGCCAAUCUGUCUUGGACACAAGCAGCAAGUUUGCCUCUGGUCUAUCUCACCGCGCGGACCAUUGUGGAGAAGUGCAAGCCCUACAUGAAAUCCAACACGCCAUCUGAGAACAAGCUCGUUGUCCUUGGCGGGUCGUCCGCGACGGGCAUGUACACAGUUCACAUCGCAAGGAGUCUCGGCUGGGAAGUGUUGAGUUCCUGCUCUGGACGUAACGCCGACUUCGUCAGAGAAAAGGGUGCAGAUGAGAUUGUCGAUUACACUACGUCCUCGACGGCGGUCGUUGAUGCCGUGAAGAGGUUUGCACCACAUGCAAUUGCAGAUUGCGUGGGCGGGACAGAGUGUAUUGAUUUAGCACCGAAGUAUGUGACUAUCGUGGGUGAUAAGACGUCAAGGUCGAGUAUGGGUGGUAGCGCGCUGUACUUGACGCAUCCUCGGAUGGUGGCAAGGUGGUUACUAGGCUGGUUGGGCUUGGGGAACUCGUAUGAGUGUAUCUUGCUUGAUGCGAGGAGGGAGUGGUUGGAGGAAGCUGCAGGACUGUCGGAGAAAAAGAUUGAGAUCGAUAGUGUGUUUGAGUUUGAGAAGACCAAGGAGGCGUAUGAGCGGUUGCAUACGGGGAGGGCGAGGGGGAAGGUUGUGGUUGAGAUCAAGAGGUAG